This is a messenger RNA of Entrophospora sp. SA101, 495 nucleotides long. Lineage: Eukaryota; Fungi; Glomeromycota; Glomeromycetes; Entrophosporales; Entrophosporaceae. The record is from the annotation of a GenBank genome assembly.
AUGACAAAUCCUUCAGCACCUUCAACACCAAGAUCUUCACAAACGUCAACAGCAGCUGCCACUGCUAUUAUAUUACAACAUGCUUCACCAUUUAUUACUCCUGCUGUUACCACUACUUCUCCUAUAAUUAAUAAUACCUCAUCUGAUAAUUUUUACCAAUAUUUUAAUCAAAAUGGUAAUUAUAUAUCACAGCAACCAAGCAAUAUUCGUCCAGAUUUCUUUCUUCAACCUUCACCAAAUACCAUUAAUAAUAAUAGUCUAAUGUUUAUCAAGUCUUCAUCUAAUCCUUUGUUGUCGCCCGCUGAAACUUUAUUAGCAACAACUCCAGAAUCAACCGUUACAACGCCUGAACAUUUUUCUACUACUACCACUUCUUCACCUGUCACCUCUUCACCUAUAUUUGAAAAUUUUAAUUUGAUGAAUUUUAUAUUGGAUAAUUCCUUGGGGUUUGGUUUUCAAAAUUGGUUUUUAAAUUUAUUUUUAUUAUUUUAUUAA